AUGGUAGAUAAAACGUUAGCAGACGAGCAAUACUACCACGGAUUACUACCACGUGAAGACAUCAAAAUGAUGUUACGAUCUAAUGGGGAGUUCAUUGUUCGAACAACAGAGCCAGUAGCUGGCCAACCCCGUGCUUUUGUCAUAUCAGUAAUGGCAGCAGAAGAAAAAGAGGAACUUGGGAUUAAACACUAUGUGAUACAACGCACACCAAAUGGAAAGUAUACAAUUGAGAAAUAUGGCUUUGAUAGUGUGCCAGAAAUGGUAAAUUUCCACUUAAAUAGGCAUGAAAGUUUGGUGAAGAAUGGAGAGGUGUACUUGACAUCACCUGUCCCUCGACAACCUUGGGAACUGCACCACGAAGAUGUCGAACCGACUAAGAAGCUUGGAGAAGGAGCGUUUGGCGAAGUACAUCUUGGACGUUUGCGACUUCGAAAUGGUCGCAAAAUUGAUGUUGCCAUUAAAUUGGCAAAACUUGAAUGCCUUACUAAAGAACAGAUCAAAGAGAUUAUGAAAGAAGCUCGUCUUCAUAGAACAUUUGAUCACCCAAAUGUAUGCAAAUGUUAUGGUGUAGCUGCCGGUCAAGAACCGCUUAUGAUUGUCAUGGAAUUGGCUAAUAAAGGUGCAUUAGAUUCUUACUUGCAAAAGAAUCAAGUAUCAGUAGAGCAGAAGAUGGAUAUGUGCUUAGGUGCUUCUUGGGGUCUUGAAUAUCUUCAUUCUAAGCCAGUUCUGCAUCGUGACAUUGCUGCACGCAACUGCCUCUUUGGCGAUAAUAAGGUUAAAAUAAGUGAUUUCGGCUUGACACGAGAAGGGACAGUUUAUCAGAUGGACCCAAGAAAACGUGUGCCAAUAAGAUGGCUUGCACCUGAAACAUUACGAACAGCGAUGUAUACACAAAAGACGGAUGUAUUCAGUUUCGGCAUUAUGUGCUGGGAGAUUUUCUCUAAUGGCCUGGAACCUUAUCCUGGACUUACUGUUGCUGAAGUUAAUAUUCGGGUAAAAGAGGGAUAUCGUAUGCCAUUGCCUGACAAUGUACCUCCUCAAAUGCGCCGUGUAAUAGAAGUGAAAUGUUGGUCAGAUAAUCCUAACGACCGUUGGACAAUGGCCGAAAUUGCUAAAAAUCUGCAACGAAUCACUGGCACUCCACGUCCAAAUUUCGCAGCGGCUAGUUUUGUAGGAAAAAAAUUUGUUUGUUUUUAUAUCAACUGA
This is a messenger RNA of Thelazia callipaeda (thelaziosis nematode), 1206 nucleotides long. The record is from the annotation of a GenBank genome assembly. NCBI's taxonomy places the organism in Eukaryota, Metazoa, Nematoda, Chromadorea, Rhabditida, Thelaziidae.